Molecule: messenger RNA, 515 nt
Organism: Brachypodium distachyon (stiff brome)
Lineage: Eukaryota; Viridiplantae; Streptophyta; Magnoliopsida; Poales; Poaceae
Product: defensin-like protein 2
Exons: 2
Coding region: 75-317 (80 amino acids)
Biological process (GO): defense response
Source: RefSeq, a predicted model, not a curated record
CUUCACCACGAGCACAAACAACAUAUAUACAGGCCUGAUCAAACUUAGCUGCCCAGAUCGAGAAGAGAAACAAGAUGGAGUUGGUCAAGCCCAAGGUGGCCGUGUGCGCGGCGCUGCUGCUGCUGCUAUUGCUUUCUUCCUAUGACAAGCAUGGGGGCGUGGUGGAGGCGCGGCUGUGCACGGGGAAGAGCCAGCACCACUCCUUCCCGUGCGUCUCGGACAAGCACUGCACCAGCGACUGCGUCCGCGAGUACAACGGCGGCUGGACCGCCGGCUACUGCCACUGGAGGGUCUGCACCUGCCAGAAGGCCUGCUAGAACCCCUACCCCCCCGGCCCGCAGGCGGUACAAGCUCCGGCCGCCCACCGCCGUCUGUCGGCCGGCCCGGCCGGUCAUCGACGCCGGCGGUACAAGCCCCUAGAUACACCUUAACCACCACGCAUCCCACUCGAUGUAAUAAAAGCGUGACGAUAGUCACCCGUGUAAUGUAAGCAUAAUCAUGCCUGUACGUAUAAC